GAGCAAGUGUCCGUAGCUUUUGAGCAGUAGGGCAUUUCCAUGGUAACGCGUUUGUUUUGAGGUGCAAUUUCGUCAUUUCUCCAGUAGAUGUCAGUAAAACGUCACAGCGCGACGCUGCAAUGUUACCGAACGUCAGUCUAUAUAACCGGAGCGCAUUCCUGCACACCGCUCACACUGUCACAAACCACGGCCGCUGUCCUCCUAACCCACGCGUCUACUUUACCACGGCCAAAACUGAACAGCAGGGCCUGCGGAUCUCCAGCGAUCACCUCGGAUUUCAUUUCAAACAAUCUGAACAAACGAACCCGAUCAAAAUCAGUCCGAUUGGAUCGCUCAGCAGCGAUGUCGGAGUUUCUGGUGGAUCUGCUCGGAGAGCGCCUCGUCAACCGGGAGAAAGCCGAGCUGGAUGUUCACGCGCUGGGCAGUAAGCUGUCGCUGCUCGGGCUCUACUUCGGCUGCAGUUUGAACGGUCCCUGCAAGCAGUUCAACGCCAGUCUCUGCGAGUUUUACAGCAAGUUUAAGAAAUCUUCAGAGCACAAGGACAAAUUGGAGCUCGUCUUCAUCUCGUCGGAUCAGGACCAGAAACAGUGGCAGGACUUCUUGCAGGAAAUGACAUGGCCGGCGUUGCCUUUUAAAGAUAGACACAAAAAGAUGAAACUCUGGAACAAGUACAAGGUGACCAGUAUUCCCUCUUUGGUCUUCAUCGACGCAGCCACGGGGAAGGUGGUAUGUCGGAACGGUCUGCUGGUGGUGCGGGAUGAUCCGAAAGGUCUGGAGUUCCCCUGGGGGCCGAAGCCCUUUGCUGAGGUGGUGGCCGGGCCCUUGCUCAGGAACAACCGACAGACAACAGACAGCAGUGCCCUGGAGGGAUCCUAUGUGGCAGUUUACUUCUCCGCCCAUUGGUGUCCCCCGUGUCGUAGUCUAACCCGAGUGUUGGUGGAAUCAUACCGGAAAGUGAAAGAAUCGGGACAGAAAUUUGAGAUUGUGUUCAUCAGUGCUGAUAGGUCGGAAGAGUCGUUUACACAGUAUUUCAGCGAGAUGCCAUGGUUGGCGGUUCCGUACACAGACGAGGCCAGAAGGUCACGGCUCAACAGACUCUAUGGAAUCCAAGGUAUCCCCACACUGAUCCUGUUGGACACAGAGGGUCACAUGAUCACACGACAGGGACGGGUGGAGGUUCUCAACGACCCUGAGUGCCGGCUCUUUCCGUGGCACCCGCGACCCGUACUGGAGCUCAGCGAAUCCAACGCCGUGCAGCUUCACGAAGGGCCCUGUCUGGUGCUGUUUGUGGACGCAGAGGAGGAGGGCGAGCUUGAGCCAGCCAAAGAGCUCAUCCAGCCAAUCGCAGAGAAGAUUAUGGCCAAAUACAAGGCCAAAGAAGAAGAGACGCCACUGCUGUUUUUCGUGGCUGGGGAGGAUGAUAUGACCGAUUCACUACGGGACUACACCAACCUACCUGAGGCUGCGCCGCUUCUCACCAUCCUGGACAUGUCGGCUCGGGCCAAAUACGUUAAGGAUGUGGAGGAGAUCACACCGGCUGUGGUAGAACAGUUUGUCAGUGACUUUCUGGCUGAGAAGCUCAAACCAGAGCCCAUUUGAAGUGGGGUGAAAUCCUGGACAGCACUAACCUCCCCCCACCCUGUGACCCGAACCUCCAUCUGACCCUUGACCUCCAGGCGUGCUCUAUUUCUCUCCCUGUCAGACUGUUCAAACAGAAACUCACUUUUUACUUAUUUUAAGAUGUGCCCCUCUAUCGUGUGGCCGCCUCCUCCUGUGGUGCCUUGCAUUUACUACAGCGCCGACGGAAUAAACGAUUUUUAAGUUGAUCGUCUUUUGUCGUUUAGAGAUUAGAUUGAACCCUAGAGCUGCAAGUGAACAACACUUUGUUUUUCUUCUUGCUUAUUCGCUUUUAUAAGUAUUUCCUUCUGGAUAUCAAGAGCGUAGAACAUUUAUAGCUUGGUUAGAUGUGUUUUUAUUUUUUCAAAGACAUUGAACAUUUUACGUGGCCAUGUGUUCUGUAUGGCUGUGAUUUUUUUUUCUUUGGGUGCUGAAACAUAUGCAUACAUGAACUGAGGAUACAUGCGUACAUUAGCUGAUGGUAAUAUCCGUGCAUAGAAGGCACUGUCUACUCUUUACGUAGCUAACGCUGUUUUUUAUGCUGUUGUUGAUACAUAAAAUGACUUAAGCCUAUUUGUUGUUAUUUGAUGUUGAAUGACUGAUCUGUUCCCAUCUCAAACAUGAAUGACAUUUAAGUGGAUUUUCUGUGAAGGUCCCCUGUAUUAAAGUGGUCUGAUAUAUUUGAAGGCACAAAAACAGCAUUGAAUUGUAAGCUUCCUUACUAAAUGUAGCCAAUUAAAGCACAGUCUCUAUCUGUCUUUGUUUUAAAUGACUUCAUGGCCAUUAAAAGUCACUGUCAAA
This is a messenger RNA of Triplophysa rosa, 2418 nucleotides long. RefSeq names its product nucleoredoxin (gene nxn). NCBI's taxonomy places the organism in Eukaryota, Metazoa, Chordata, Actinopteri, Cypriniformes, Nemacheilidae. The record is from RefSeq and is a predicted model, not a curated record. The coding region runs from base 88 to 1599 and encodes 503 amino acids. The transcript has 8 exons. Gene Ontology annotation, molecular function: thioredoxin-disulfide reductase (NADPH) activity.